AUGAUCGCGGCCCUGGUCCUGCUGGGGACGGCCGUGCUGGGGGCGGCCUCCCCGAGCCCGCCCCGCCUCCGCUUCUCCUUCCGAGAGCUGCAGGCCCAGCACGGGCUGCGGACCUUCCGGCUGCCCAGGACCUGCUGCUACGAGGCGCUGCUGGUGGACGAGGAGCGCGGGCGCCUGUUCGUGGGCGCCGAGAACCACGUGGCCUCCCUGAGCCUGGACCACAUCGGCAAGCGGCCCCGGAAGCUGGCCUGGCCGGCGCCCGUGGAGUGGCGUGAGGAGUGCAACUGGGCCGGGAAGGACAUUGGGACGGAGUGCAUGAACUUCGUGAAGCUGCUGCACGCCUACAACCGCUCCCACGUGCUGGCCUGCGGCACCGGCGCCUUCCACCCCACCUGUGCCUUCCUGGAGGUGGGCCACCGGCCCGAGGAGCCCGUGCUCCGCCUGGACCCCCGGCGGCUGGAGGAUGGCAAGGGCAAGAGCCCUUACGACCCCCAGCACCGCGCCGCCUCCGUGCUGCUGGGGGGCGAGCUGUAUUCCGGGGUGGCCGCAGACCUCAUGGGCCGGGACUUCACCAUCUUCCGCAGCCUGGGCCAGCGGCCGAGCCUCCGGACGGAGCCCCACGACUCCCGCUGGCUCAAUGAGCCCAAGUUCGUGAAGGUCUUCUGGGUCCCGGAGAGCGAGAACCCGGACGACGACAAGAUCUACUUCUUCUUCCGCGAGUCGGCUGUGGAGGCCUCGCCGGCCCUGGGCCGCCGCUGCGUGUCCCGCGUCGGCCAGAUCUGCCGGAACGACCUGGGCGGCCAGCGCAGCCUGGUCAACAAGUGGACCACGUUCCUGAAGGCCAGGCUGGUGUGCUCCGUGCCAGGCACCGAGGGGGACGCACACUUCGACCAGCUCCAGGACGUGUUCCUGCUGCCCUCCAGGGACCGCUGGAACCCGCUGCUCUACGCCGUCUUCACGUCCAGCGGCGUGUUCCAGGGCUCGGCCGUGUGCGUGUACAGCAUGAGCGACGUGCGCCGCGCCUUCCUGGGGCCCUUCGCUCACAAGGAGGGGCCCACGCACCAGUGGGUGUCCUACCAGGGCCGCGUCCCGUACCCCCGGCCCGGCAUGUGCCCCAGCAAGACGUUCGGCACCUUCAGCUCCACCAAAGACUUCCCCGACGACGUCAUCCAGUUCGCCCGGAACCACCCGCUCAUGUACAGCUCCAUCCUGCCCGUCGGGGGGCGCCCGCUCUUCCUGCGAGUGGGUGCGGGGCACACCUUCACCCGGGUCGCCGCGGACCGAGUGGCAGCUGCGGACGGCCACUAUGACGUGCUGUUCAUCGGCACAGACACGGGCACCGUGCUGAAGGUGAUCGCCGUCCCCACGGGCGGCCGGCCCAGCGACGAGGGGCUGCUCCUGGAGGAGCUGCAGGUGUUCGAGGACUCCGCCGCUGUCACCAGCAUGCAAAUCUCCUCCAAGCGGCACCAGCUGUACGUGGCCUCCCGGAGCGCCGUGGCCCAGGUCCCGCUGUCCCGCUGCGCUGCCCACGGCCGCGCCUGUGCCGAGUGCUGCCUGGCGCGGGACCCCCACUGCGCCUGGGACGGGGCGGCGUGCACGCGCUUCCAGCCCAGCGCCAAGAGGCGCUUCCGGCGGCAAGACGUCAAGAACGGCGACCCCAGGACGCUGUGCUCCGGGGACUCGGCUCAGCCCGCGCUGCAGGAGCAGAAGGUGCUCGGCGUGGAGGGCGGCAGCGCCUUCCUGGAGUGUGAGCCCCGCUCGCUGCAGGCGCACGUGGAGUGGACCUUCCAGCGCGCAGGGCAGGCGGCCAGCGCCCCGGUGCCGGCGGAGGAGCGCGCGGAGCGCACGGCGCGGGGGCUGCUGCUGCGCGGGCUGCGGCGCGCGGACGCGGGCGCCUACCGGUGCGCGGCGCGGGAGCAGGGCUUCUCGCGGCCGCUGCGCCGCCUGGAGCUGCACGUGCUGAGCGCCGCGCAGGCCGAGCGGCUGGCGCGCCCCGCGGAGGCGCCGGCCCCGCCGGGCCCCAGGCUCUGGUACCGGGACUUCCUGCAGCUGCUGGAGCCGGGCGGCGGCGCCCUGCGCAUGUGCCGGCCGCCCGAGCCGCCCGCGCCCCGGGGGCAGGGCCGCCGCCGGCGGACGCACGUCCCGGAGCCGCGCGCCGAGCGGGGGCCGCGCAGCGCCGCGCACCGGUGA
Pipistrellus nathusii (Nathusius's pipistrelle) is the source of this 2190-nucleotide messenger RNA. The record is from the annotation of a GenBank genome assembly. NCBI's taxonomy places the organism in Eukaryota, Metazoa, Chordata, Mammalia, Chiroptera, Vespertilionidae.